UUUAUGUCUCCAAUCAACAUAAUCCUUUCUAUUAGGAGGAAGGUGAUUUCUUUUCUUUUUCACAAAUGAGGUGAUGUUUAGCAUUUGAGAUCCUAUUAUUACAACUGCUACUGAUUUCCUUGUGGGGCUCCUAGGAUUGUAUUGACUCUUGACUUCUGAUUCUGCCUUCAACACUGAGAUUGCAAAACCAAAUUAAGGAAUGGGAAUCAAGCCGCGUUCCUGCAGUGUGAGUAAAGCAGAACAUGGUGUUCAAAUCCCAGUUCUUCUCCCCAUAUACCUCACCCUCCUUCCUUCUUCCCCCAUUCCUAUCCAACUCUAAAAUGGCCGCCGGCGACCAUCCCAAUUCCAAUUCUAAUCCCUUUAAUGCCAACGGCUACGCCCUCACCUCCAACAUCCUCCUCACCGUCACUCUCAUAUUAGUCUUCCUCAUCCUCCUCCUCAUUUCCCUCCACUUCUACGCCCGCUGGUACCUCCGCCGUGCCCGCCUUCGUCACCGCCAGCGCCGCCGUUCCCAUCUCGUCUUCUACGUCGACUCCCUCACCCCCGACGCCCCCCCGCCCAUCGGCCUCGAUCCCUCUGUCAUUCAGUCUGUUCCUGUCUUCGUUUAUUCCGCCCACUCCGACCCCGCCGAAUGCGCCGUGUGCUUGUCCGAGUUCCAAGAGAACGAAUCGGGUCGGGUUUUGCCCAAAUGUAACCACACUUUUCACGUCGAAUGCAUCGACAUGUGGUUCCAGUCCCACUCAACCUGUCCGCUCUGUAGAUCUUUGGUUGAAACCCGUCCGACCUGGGGACCUGCCCCGACCGGAAGUGGUGAUCGAUGUUGGUUCGAGUUCGGGGUGCCACCAGGAAGGAGAAGAAGACAACCGGAGCGGGCGGAGGCUCUGUAGUUCGUCGUCUUCGAUUGGGUUGAGGCGGAAGCCGUCGUCUGUGGGAGUGACAGUUGACGUGCCAUUGAGUAUGAGUAGAAGCUUCGGGAGAGAGGCUGAAGGGUCGACGACGUCGUUUAGGUCACCGGGGGGUCGUUUACUAUCGUUCAAGAGAAUACUGAGCAGAGAGAGGAAAGUAAGUCCUUCAUCCCUAUCAUCGGAAAACUCUGCCGCAGGAUGCAGCUCUGUGACCCAGACAGAGACGAGUCAAUGAGUUGACUCGGAUAGCCGUGUAACUCUGGAGCGAUUCUGUGUUUGAUACGAUGCAGACACGAUUGUUACGAAUGUGAAUCUUGUUGAUAAUUUUUUUUUUGGUCUGCUAAUUAGUGUUUUAGUUCUUUUUCUUUUUUCUUUUCCUAUUUUUUAUAUAUUUAUUAUUAAAUUUGUACAUGAAAUUAUAAAAAAAAAUUGUUUUCUAAAUGAGAAGAUGCAAGCCAACUACAGUGCGGUGGCCCGUUCAAAUUUUACGA
Messenger RNA from Prosopis cineraria, 1396 nucleotides. RefSeq names its product RING-H2 finger protein ATL2-like. Gene Ontology annotation, biological process: protein ubiquitination. Bases 243 to 887 code for a protein of 214 amino acids. Lineage: Eukaryota; Viridiplantae; Streptophyta; Magnoliopsida; Fabales; Fabaceae. The transcript has a single exon. The record is from RefSeq and is a predicted model, not a curated record.